UGGUUGAUAUGUGACGAUGUGACUGGGUUUGUGAAUGCGAUCUGUCAUUGAAUUUAAAAUAACAUUUGCAAGCAAUCAAUAUCAAACAUAAACAACACAAACUAACUUAUCCCCCAACUGCUUCAGGAACUUAUGUUAAGUUUGAUUAACUAACUUAUAAGGACACCAAGUAUCAGUAAGGAAGAUCCAAAAUGGGUGAACGGAAAGGUACAAAUAAAUAUUAUCCGCCAGACUAUGAUCCGAAGGCUGGCGGCCUCAACAAAUUUCUGGGCACUCACGCUCUCCGAGAGCGAGCCCGGAAGCUGCACAUGGGUAUUCUUAUCAUCCGAUUUGAAAUGCCCUACAACAUUUGGUGCGAAGGCUGCAAAAACCACAUUGGAAUGGGAGUCAGGUAUAAUGCAGAGAAGACAAAAAUUGGUAUGUACUAUUCUACUCCAAUAUACCAGUUUCGUAUGAAAUGUCAUCUGUGCGACAAUCAUUUUGAAAUCAAGACUGAUCCAGGGAAUCUAGACUAUGUUAUCGUGAGUGGGGCGAGAAGACAGGAGAACCGGUGGGAUCCGACGCAGAAUGGACAAGUUGUACCAGAGGACAAGGAAACUUCAAAGAGACUGUUUGACGAUGCUAUGUUCAAACUGGAACACGGAACCAGUGACGAAGGAUCUGCCAAAAAGUUGAACCCUACGCUAGGAAGACUCAUCAACCGCAAUCACACCGCUUGGAAGGACGAUUUUGCAGCCAAUAGUGCUUUGAGGGCACAGUUUAGGGUAAAGAAGAAAGAGUUCAAAGCUAAAGAGAAAAUAGAUAAAGCUCUGUUAAAGAAGACAGGUCUGGAUAUUGCUUUGGUUCCUGAACACGAUGAAGACAUCAAAUUGGCCUCGUUACUCAAAAUGAAGCCUACCAGAAGUGCUGUUGAGAACCAGAAGUUGGUUCGGAAGAAGAUAUCAUUGUUGCCAUCAACCCCCAAAACUCUCUCCGCCUCUGAGUUGGGAAUCACAAGGCCAAGUUCUGCAGUUUCUUCUCUGGUAGCAGAUUAUGAUUCCUCAGAAGAUGAUCCUACGUAGUUGCUACACUCUUUGUAAGCUGCUAGCCUUUUUGUACAUAUUAUUUUCAUGUAUAACAUGAUAUACAAUAUAUAUAACAUGUUAUUUAUACAUUAAACUACGUCUG
Macrosteles quadrilineatus (aster leafhopper) is the source of this 1167-nucleotide messenger RNA. RefSeq names its product coiled-coil domain-containing protein 130 homolog. Bases 192 to 1061 code for a protein of 289 amino acids. Gene Ontology annotation, biological process: mRNA splicing, via spliceosome. The transcript has 6 exons. The record is from RefSeq and is a predicted model, not a curated record. NCBI's taxonomy places the organism in Eukaryota, Metazoa, Arthropoda, Insecta, Hemiptera, Cicadellidae. Gene Ontology annotation, cellular component: post-mRNA release spliceosomal complex; U2-type spliceosomal complex.